AUGAGCGCCGAACAACCAAAGGUGCCUCCGCGUCCAGCUCGCACCCAGGAGAGAGCUCCGGAUCCGACCAUGAAUGCUCCAGUAAUUCCUCCUCGUCCUCAGCGUCGUAACGACAGAUCUGUCUCUCCCAUGAGAGGAGAGUACACCCGUUCCCCUCUGAACGACAUGCCUGCUCCGAGUCCCAACGCCAUUGGCAAGAUGUACAAUCAGAAGAAUCUUUCGGCCCAGGACCUCCCUCCUCGUCCCCCAAGUGUCAGCCUUCCCUCGAUCGGCCAGGAAGGCAGUGAAUAUGCCAACCUCCAGGAGGAAGAACAAGCUGCUGCUGCACAGCACAGAAACAUUUCUCCGGACUUGCCUAUGCAUGCUCCUACGGCAUCUGUGCCCCAAUCGACUGCCAAAUCUAGAAUCCAGACUGUGACCCGUACCGACUCUAGUCAGGCUGCAUCCCAUGGAAUUGGUUCGCCUGGGGACGCCGUACAUCCUUUGAGGGCAAAGGCGAGUUUCAGCCGCUCCAACCUGUCCUUGUCUCAUGAGCCAACCGAGGAGGACGAACACGGCAUUCCCGAGAUUGGUCUCCAGGUGCCCAUGUUGAAGUACGCUGGUGACGUUCAGGCCCCUACUCCGACUCCGUCAAAGGCUGGUACACCGAGUAUUGCCUUCAAUGAUGCCGCACCUCGUAACCACCAUCGCAAGCGUAGUUCGCGCCAGGACUUCCAUGGUCCCCCCGGUAGCUACGGUAUGCACGGCCAUCGCGUGGAUCCCACGGAUCAAUUCGAGAAGGCGUGGUAUGCCAAACACCCCGAAGAGCUCGUCAAGGAACAUCGUCCUUAUGAUCCUGGUCACGCUCCCGGCGACUGGGCUCUGAGCAGUGACGACCUCAACAAGCUGGUCCACCAGAACUCUGGUCGCGGCCUUGGCAUGGGCUCCUCUCCUGCUGCCAUUGGCACCCCAGACGAGUCAAUUGGCUUCAUGGCUUCCGAAGCUUACACCUCCCGUAUGAACUCACCCAAGCCAUUGUCAAGUCUGAGCAAGCGCCCUUCGAGUGGUGCCCCACCCGCAGUUGAGUCUCCCCUGAGAAAAGAGUCAUUCACUCAGAAAGAGCUUGCGCAGAACGACAAUGCUCUAGAAAGCGAGGCCGAGGACGAGGUCAUUCACAUUGACCCCCCAGCCCAUCGUCACAGCAAGAUUCACGGUGGCGGUUACGAUCCUCCCACUGUGGAUCUUGGCCCAGAGGGAGGGAAUACCGCUGAGCGUGGUGGUUGGGUCGUCGAAGAUGGUGACGGCAUUCCCAUCUUGGCCUCUGAUGAAGUCGCCAAGAACAACCCUGAAGCCGUCUACUGGCAGCCCGCUGUCUCGCCUUCCAAGGAGAGAAAGGGCAACGAUUACUACGAUGCAUAUGCCUCGGAUUCCUCAGCCACUGGUCCAACCCGCAGACGCAGCGGUGAGAAGCUCAGAACUAGCAGUGGAGGUGAAUUGGCAAGAUUCAAGUCUCGUGAGGCUCAUCCUUCUGGUACUGGCACGCCACUCGAAGAGAUUGAGGAAUAUGAGCCUCUCUUCCCUGAAGACGACGACAAGCCCCAGCCGCCUCUGACUGUCGCCGACAAGCUCAAGCGUCCCGAUCUGGCUCGUCACCACUUCCCUAGCCAAGAUAUCUGGGAGGAUACUCCCGAGAGUCUGCAGUACCAGACUGAGGUCUCUGGUCCCCAGGAGCCCGAAGAUCUCACAAGUUCUGCUACUUUCGAGCCUCCGCAGAAGGAACAGGCACGAAAGGAGGGUAAUAACCCUGAAGAUCGUGCCGACUUCCUAUCGGCAGAAGCUAAAAGGAUGGCCAAGACCGGUUUCAAGCCUGGUGUUGCCGACGAUAUGAGCCGCCCUGCUUACAAGAACCGUUUCCCCAGCAGAGAUAUCUGGGAAGACUCACCUGACAGUCUGCAGCUUGAGACCACUGUUGAAACGCCACAGAUGGAAGACGAGGAUGUGUCAAGUCCUGCUGAAAUCAAGUCACCUGUUAUUCCUCAGCGUCCCAUCCGCUCUUCGAAGCUCUCUGAGGUGUCAACCCCCGAACCGGAGGAGAGUGCUAAGCCACAGGUUGCCGCAAGACCAGCCGGUAACCAAGCUCCUGUGAUUCCCGAGCGACCCAAGCCUCAGGUCCCAGCCAGACCUGCAAAGACGGAGAGCGCUCAAACACAAGAUGGUGCGUCGACCGACAGGGGCAUGUCGCCUCCAGCCGUCAAAGCCAAGCCUGCAGUUCCUGCAAGACCAGCAAACAACAAGUUCGCCGCACUCAAGGCUGGCUUCCUUGAGAACUUGAACGCACGUCUAGGUUCUGGCCCUCAAGCUCCUCCCAAGCACGAAGAGCCUGCCGAGGCACCUGUUGAGGAAAAGGCCCCUCUCGCUGAUGCUCGCAAGGGCCGUGCUAGAGGUCCUGCAAGAAGAAAACCUGCUGCUGAGUCUGCCGCCGUUCCUGCUGCUCCGUCAGGGGUAUCAAGUCUGUCCAUCGGUACUACAUUUACCAUCUUCCAGAUCAACGAUCACGGAGACUUGUCAGUACCCACCGACAAACUUCCUCCUUCGCUUGCCGAGGGCGCCCAGGAGAUGGAGAAGGUGGCUGCAGCAAACACCGAGGGUGCUGCCCCUGCCUCUUCAUCUUCAGCCGUUGACGACGAGAAGACCAUGCUCUCUGGUCUUCCCGCUCAAGCCAUUGGUCACAUCGGCGACACACCUGAUCCCAAGCUGUCACAAGCGACCAUGGAGCGUGCAACAGCCAUUCAACCUGACUUCGAAGCAGCGCUAGCCGACUCGGUAAAGCACGGCGAGCAACCUGCCGACGGCGAGACGGACGUUGUUCCUGCGAUGGCUGAACGCUCGUCCGAAGUGCCUAUUCCAGGUCAAACCGCCACUCAAGAUACCAGGGAACCAACAGGACUCAAGCGCGACGUCGAGGAAUUUGAAAACACAUCUACAGCCCCCAAAUCUAGCAGCACCGAACAGCCCGACGACAGCAUCGUCUCCAAACUCAGCCAAUCCGUCAACAAUGCCGUCAACUACGUCUCUGAGACUGUCUCGGAAACCGUCCAAGGCACCACCGCCUCUACUCACCAAGAUACUGCUGCUCAGCACGAAGCGUCUCGAGCCAAACCCCAAAUGACAGAUACCAGCGUGCAAACCGGCCAGCAAGACAUCACCAUUCGAAGCCCCACUGGACAAGAAGAGAGUCUCACGUUGCAUCUUGGCGGUCGUGCGCCUCAAGAGGGUAAUGUGGUUGUCAAGGAUGGACAAGAGAUUGUGGGGGAUAUGGAUGAGAGACAUCGUACUGCUACCAUUGGGCAUGGUAUGUAG
Messenger RNA from Aureobasidium namibiae CBS 147.97, 3339 nucleotides. RefSeq lists its product as uncharacterized. The record is from RefSeq and is a predicted model, not a curated record. Lineage: Eukaryota; Fungi; Ascomycota; Dothideomycetes; Dothideales; Saccotheciaceae. The transcript has 2 exons. Bases 1 to 3339 code for a protein of 1112 amino acids.